Messenger RNA from Trichogramma pretiosum, 3453 nucleotides. Its product is annotated as ankyrin-1-like. Lineage: Eukaryota; Metazoa; Arthropoda; Insecta; Hymenoptera; Trichogrammatidae. The transcript has a single exon. The record is from RefSeq and is a predicted model, not a curated record. Gene Ontology annotation, molecular function: protein binding. The coding region runs from base 1 to 3453 and encodes 1150 amino acids.
AUGUCCAACAACGAAUCCAGAGUAAGCUAUAAUAAUAGAAAAUAUCUAGAAGUGUACGGGUACUUGUCGAAAAAUGUCACGUGGGAGAUUCAAGAGGAUCGACGUGAAUUUCUUUAUCAACUCGAUGCCGUCAUCAAAAAUUGGAAAGGCCAACUUCCAAAUCUUCUAGACUUCUUCCGGAAAGAAGUGAUUUAUUGGCUUUUAAUGGAAUCCACCACAGACGCAGAUGAAGACGCAGAUGAAGACGAAGAUGAAGACGCCAGCGAGACACCAGGGGAACGAUUCAUCGAUUUUGUGGCUCGCAGCGGCUUCAAAGAUGCGCCCGAGAUGGAUAAAGACGGAAAGCCUCUGUUGCGUCGCACCACAUUAGUCCAUCGUGCGUUUCGAAAUAAUCGCAGUUACUACUUAGUCUCUGAUCUCUUUAAAAUAUACGACAAAUUUAACGUAAAUUACAUGGACGAAGAUGGAUUAACACAUCUUCACGUGGCUUGCUGGUAUGGCCUCGACACCAUCGUCGAAAAAUUCCUUGAACUCGGGCAAGAUCCCAACGGCUUUUCUCAAGACAUGGGCGCGAGAUAUCCUGACCCGCCGCUAUACCUGGCUCUAUCCAGAGACCACGAGACGGUAGCCGAAUUGCUGCUGAGAAGAGGCGCCGAUUUGCCUAGAGCCAAUGUGGACGGAUAUACUUCUGUGCACAUGCUUGGCCCGAUCAAUCACAAUGAUGCCUUCCUUGAGACAUUUUUCGAGAUUGUCGAGGAGAAACAUCUGACGUUGCAGGUCAACGCCAUAAACUGUAAUGGCUUUGUACCGUUAAAUUAUAGUCUGGUGUUCAGGAACAAGAAACUGAUGGAAUUGCUGUUGAGACACGGCGCGAACCCAAAUUUGCGCAACGAAAAAGGAACUGCUCCAUUGCACCUCAUUUGCCUGCUAUGCUGCCACUUGGACAUGGGUGAGUUAUUAGCGACAUUUUUCGCCAUCAACGACGAACUCGGUAACACGAUCCAGGUCAACGCUCAGAAUAAAGACGGUGAAACACCAUUGCAGUAUGUCUUGGCUAUGCUGAGUGACGAAAACAACGAUCACAACUAUCAGGUUGACACACCAUCGCUCUUGGUUCAGCAGAAUUGCAAAAAAAAUGCAGUCGAACUGUUGCUGAGAAGGGGUGCUGACCCCAAUGUGGUCGACAAGAAAGGAUUUACCCCUCUGCACUAUGCAAUAUUUAAUGGCGACAUAAACUUGGUAGAAAUUUUGCUAAGAAGAGGCGCUCGAGCAAAUUUAGUCAACGAAAGAGGGGAGACUUGUUUGCAUAUUAUUUGCAGUAGUGACGACGACGACGAAAACAUGGCAAAGAUGUUAUUUCAGAUCUGCGACGUAAAACAUCAGACGGUUCAGGUAGACGCUCAGGACAAUGAGGGUUGGACACCAUUACUCGUGGCAAUAUACCAAGGAAACAUCAAUUUGGUAGAAUGUUUGCUAAGAAGAGGCGCUCGCCCGAACUUAGCUGAUAAUAAGAAAAUUACUCCUUUGCACGCAAUAUGCAAGAGAAAAAACGGCGACGAUGGCUUGCUGAAGAGAUUUUUCGAGAUCAACGACGAAUUAAAUCAGCUGGUGGAGGUCGACGCCAAGAACGAGGAGGGCUCGACGCCGCUACACUUGGCUCUAUCCCAUGCAUGCAAAAAAAUGAACCAAUUGCUGUUGCAAAGACACGCCGAUCCAAACUUGGCCAACGCAGAGGGUCAUACUCCUCUGCAUGUUAUAUGUCAGAGAGAAGACGACGAUGUUGACUUGGUGAAGAUGUUAUUCGAGAUGAGUGACAAAUUGAAUAAGCCGAUCCAGAUCGACGCCCGGGACAAAUUCGGCUGCGCACCAUUGCACUUGGCUUUGAAUGGCGGCCACGAACAAAUAGCCGAAUGGCUGCUGAGAAGAGGAGCUGAUAUAAAUUUAGCCAACGUGAAAGGAUCGACACCGUUGCACAUGAUUAGCGCGGGAAAAAUGGACUACGCUGACUUUUUGCGGACGUUUUUCGAGAUCAGCGACGAGCAAAGGCGGCCGGUGAAGGUCGACGCACGCGACAACGAAGGCAAAACGCCGCUUCACCAUGCUAUAAGUCACCGACACAAGAAGCUGUUUGAAUUACUGCUGAGAAGAGACGUCGAUCCGAAUGUGGCCGAUAACGAUGGUUCGACAGCUCUGCACACGAUUUGCAUGGCCGACGACGACAACGGCUGGGCGACGAUGUUGUUUGAAAUCAGCGAGGAAAGGAAUCGACAGGUGCAGAUCGAUGCUCGGGGCUUGUACAACUUAACACCACUACACCUUGCACUGGUAAAAAAAGAGCUCAGGGAGGUGGCAGAAUUGCUUCUGAGAAAGGGCGCCGCUACGAAUUUAGUCGAUUCGGAGGGCUCGACUCCUCUGCACACGGUUUGCAAGUACGCCGAUGACGAUGACCGCGUGAGGAUGUUGAUCGAGAUCAGCAACGAAGAAAAUAAGCCGGUCGAGGUCGACGCCCGGAAUAAGUUGGGCCGGACGCCGCUACACCGGGCCCUGGCCAAAGGAAACGGUCAGGGGGUCAGGUAUCUGCUGAAAUUAGGCGCCGACCCCAACUUGGCAGACAAGAAUGGAUUCUCGCCGUUGCAUGUCAUCAUCAAGCAUCGUUACGACGACGAUAAAUUGUUGAAGCUGUUCUUCGACGCCUGCAAAGAGGUCGAUCGGCCGGUGCAGGUCGAUGUCCAAGACAAGAACGGCCGGACGCCUUUGCAAUGGGCCGUAGCGAAUCUGUACCUGAACGUGGUCGAUGUACUUCUGGAUCAAGGCGCCGAUCUGUCCAGCUUCGUUUUUCCCAGCAAGAGCUUUUUCGUCGAGAGAUUCGGAUCGAUACGUGAGAAGGACGAACGUGAACGGCUUGGGUUCAAAUUAGCAUUAGCGUCUAAAAUUGUUGACGUAGUAGAGCGUCUCGAGGAAAGAGGAUAUGAAUUUAAUCGUAGCGAAGCCCUGGAUAUCAUGAGUUUGUUCGCCGAGUACGGAUUGUUUGAAAAGUCAGUGGACCUUGACGAAUAUUGUUACGACGACGAAGAAUUUGUGAGCAAAUCGAAAGAGAUAAUGGUGAUUCCUAGUCUGUCGCUUCACGACCUUAUCCGAUUGAGCCCGAAAGAGGCGGCAAAACAACUAAAACAUGAGAACUAUGUCGAGUUAGCGCGCUCGAACAAAUUGUCGGAUCUUCCCGAAGGCCACAGGGAGGUUUGUGCUCGGCAUCUGUGCGAAAAACUGUCAAGAGGAUUUUUCUGGCCUUGGGCACUGGAUGCGUUCUAUGAACUGCAACGCUACCAGCUACCGGUCAUAUGCUGUGAAAUGAUCAUUGAAAACCUAAAGAACGAGGAUUUAUGUAAUAUUUGCUUGGCAUCCAUACUAGCACCGGCGAAAGCUCGUGAUUUCUCGUUAGUUUCGUUGUCAUAA